This is a messenger RNA of Drosophila mojavensis, 1439 nucleotides long. It is a transcript of the gene grass, whose product is annotated as serine protease grass. Gene Ontology annotation, biological process: proteolysis. The coding region runs from base 215 to 1345 and encodes 376 amino acids. The record is from RefSeq and is a predicted model, not a curated record. The transcript is spliced from 6 exons. NCBI's taxonomy places the organism in Eukaryota, Metazoa, Arthropoda, Insecta, Diptera, Drosophilidae. Gene Ontology annotation, molecular function: serine-type endopeptidase activity.
CGACUCUCCUUUCCACGUUCUCCACUCUCCAUUCUGAAUUCUUGAUUGAGCGCGUUGAGCUGAGCUUGGAAGCGGACUGAGCUCACUUCGAGCCAGGGUCGCCUUAUAAAACGAGUGCUCGGAGCGCGGUGCGCACAGUAGCAAUUGGAGCGUUCGUUUGGCUGGUUAUCAGGUGGCUGCUUCUUCCAUCUAGUGUUGAUCGCAUUCUACUGAGAUGCUGCGCCGUUGGUUGCUCUUCGCAGUCGUCGUUGCGGCUGUCUGCUUGAUGGGCGCCCGUUCCGCUCGAGCAGCCUAUGCGGAUGACUGCGACACCCCGAACGGGGAGCGGGGCCAGUGCAUGCCGUUCUCCUCCUGCUCGGAUAUCGAGCAGCGCCUCUUGGCUGCCCAGCAGAGCGGGCAGCGUGUGUCGCCGGAGUAUGCCAGCUAUUUGCAGAAGGCGUCAUGUGGCGAGAUCGAUGGAGUGCGCCACUUUUGUUGUCCUACGCCGCAGAUCCAGCACAAUUCCAAGGUCAUGGAGUUAUUUAGGAGCGCCGACUUCAACUGCGGGAACAUUCUCAAUCAGCGCGUGGCCAAUGGCUACGAGGUGAAGUUGUCCUCCAGGCCCUGGAUGGCCUUGCUGCGAUACCAAAGCUUGGGCGAAUCUCGUUUCCUAUGUGGCGGCACAAUCAUUGCCAACCGCUAUAUUUUGACUGCAGCCCAUUGCGUCUAUGGACUCGAGGAUCAGCUCUAUGAAAUUCGCUUGGGCGAGCACCGCAUCUCGACUGAGAGGGACUGCCGGCAGCAGGGGCGGAAGGAGAAGUGCGCCCCGCCCGUCAAGGAUCUGGGCAUUGAGAAGUUCAUUAUACACGAUAAAUACGAUUCAAAGCGAAUCAUCAAUGACAUCGCGCUGCUGCGCCUGAACGAGAGCGUCCUCUUUGACAAGCAUAUUAAGCCCAUCUGUCUGCCCAUCAGUAACGAGCUGAAACAGCAGGCGGAGUCUCUGCCGGAUUACUUCGUCACUGGCUGGGGCACCACCGAGAACGGCUCCUCGUCGGAUGUGUUGUUGCAGGCCAAGGUGCCCAUGCAGUCCCGAUCGGUCUGCUCGCAGACCUAUCGCCGGGAGGUGCCUCACACGCAGCUCUGCGUGGGCGGCGGCGACUUGCAGGACUCGUGCAAGGGCGACUCUGGUGGCCCGCUGCAGGCGCCCGCUCCCUACUUAGACGAGUACAAGGUGCGCAUGGUGGAGUUUGGCAUCGUAAGCAUGGGCGUGACAUCCUGCGGUCAGAUCAGCCUGCCGGGUCUCUACACCAAUGUGGCCGAUUAUGUGCAGUGGAUAACCGAUGUCAUGGCCAAACAUGGCCUGUAAACAUUUGGAACAAUUACCCAGCACAGCUUGUCCCAUUAUUUUUGUUUCCCAAUCCGACGUAUCUUAAGAAUAAAUGCUCAUCAAUAUUUAUUGA